CAAGCACAAGGGGGCCCUGGGCGCGCCGACCAUUUUGGCUCCAACCGCGCCCAUGGAUUCCUGCCUCGGCGGCUCAUCGCGCCGUGCUUGUGGCACCUGGGUGAGAACGUAAGCAAUUCUACAGGGUGGCAAAGAUCGAGGCAAAUUUCUCCAAUGGAAGCUACGGGACGCGCCCGCGAGGGGCGCAAUACGGUGAAUGGGGAGCACGACAGACCGGAAGAUGCGCAGACAGCACGCAAGGAUCUCAGCAGAUAACCUCAUUAGGCGCUUGUAUACAGAGAUUGCGACAUUGAAGUGGAAGAUAGACAGUUAUGAUGCUUGGUACUGGUCUUGGGCGAAGGCGAAGCACGAACCCAAUGUCAUCAGCUACAACGACAAGGAGUCUUGUACGGUGGCAGUGGCGGAGGCGAAGCACGAGCCCAACGCCAUCAGCUACAACGGCGACGAUCCUGCGAAGUCUUGUACGGCGGUGGUUGGGGACGCAAAGCACGAGCCCAAUGUCAUCAGCUGCAACGACGUGAAGUCUUGCACGGUGGCAACGGCGGAGGCGAAGCACGAGCCCAAUGCCAUCAGCUACAACGACGACGUCGGUCCCGCGCAGUUUUGUACGGCGCUAGUGGCGGAGGCGAAGCACAAGCCCAAUGUCAUCAGCUACAACGACAUGGAGUCUUGUACGUUGGCAAGGGCGGAGGCGAAGCACGAGCCCAACGCCAUCAGCUACAGAGACGAGAGCGGGAGGAGUGCUGCGACGACCAAGCCUAACGUCGACAGCUGCAGACCCGAGAAUGGAGCACAGGUGAAGAUGGAGCCAGAUGACUUCUACCCUAGCUACAGCUCAGGGAUCAGCGCGUGUGAGAGAGGCGGGACGAUUGAGCCAUUUACGUCUCACACUAGUCGCUCUACCCCUAGUCUAGGCCCAGGGGGCAGUUCGUAUGGCUACAGUGCCGCCAUCGGGCCUCGCAGAAUGCAGCAGGUGAAGUUAGAGCCCAAUAUUGCUAGCUACCGUGAUGCUAUCUCUCAGGAGCUCAGAGAGAUCAGUGGAACUCCAGGCGCCCCUUUUUUGCCCAGCGGUUCGGCGGUGAUCGACUGGGGCGCCAUCAAGAAUUCAGAUCAAGACCGCAAGCAAAUGUGAGGAGACUGUGAGAACAAUUUCGUGCCGCGCGUGAUAAAUUCCGUGCCACUCGUGAUGGAUGUCCUGAACUGCGGCUUCAAGUCCAGGGAAUUUUUAGAGAAAUAUUGCACAUUGACUUUCUCAUAUGAUCAUGCUCAUGCUC
This is a messenger RNA of Prorocentrum cordatum, 1274 nucleotides long. The record is from the annotation of a GenBank genome assembly. NCBI's taxonomy places the organism in Eukaryota, Dinophyceae, Prorocentrales, Prorocentraceae.